AUUAACGGUGGUGCUGCUAGCGAUCGCGUCGGUUGGCAGGUUGGCCCACGGUGCCAACAUCCUUUGCCUGAUGGCGGUCCCCAGCCCAAGCCAUCACAUCUGGAACCGUGUGCUGGUGGAUGCGCUUGCCGCACAGGGCCACAAUAUGACGGUGGUGUCGCCGGACAUUGAGCGUAAGCCGAAACCGAACGUUACGUACAUCCAUCUGGAGAAGACGUACGAUGCGAUCCACGAGGGUUCGACAGCGAUCGAUUUCUACGAAAUGGGACAGUCGAGCAUUGUGGAGAGCAUGAAGAUAUUCUACAACUACGGUAUCUCGAUGUGUGUCGGUAUACUGAACUCGGAGGGAUAUCGAACGAUCAGCAACUAUCCGAAGGAUUACAAGUUCGAUCUGGUGCUGUACGAUUUCUCCUGUGGGCCGUGCUUGCUCGCGAUCUACCAUCGGUUCGGCCAGCCGCCGUUGGUUGGUGUGACGGGUUUCAACAUUCCACCGUACACGACGGAUCUGAUCGGUGGCCACAAGUACUACGCUUACGUGCCGUACUACACGCUAGACUACGAUACCAAUAUGAACUUUUUCCAGCGCUUCUACAACGCAGCUCUGCAUUGGAUCGAUUACUUCUAUCGCAACUAUGUGUUCCUCCCGAAAACCGAUCUUAUCGUACGGGCGCACGAGAAAACGAAAGAUUUCCCCUACCUGGCUGAUAUGGAUCAGAAGAUGAUGCUGAUGCUAGUGAACUCACAUCAUUCGGUCGAUUUUCCCGAACCCAUCCCGCAAAACAUGAUCCCGGUCGGGGGGCUGCAGAUCAUACCGCCCAAACCGUUGCCGAGCGAUCUAGACCGGUUCAUACGAGCCGGCAAGAAGGGUUCGGUACUGUUUUCGCUCGGCACGAACGUGCUCAGCAAGGAUCUAGGUCCCGAACGAAUCAAAGCGUUCCUGCAAGCAUUCCAGCAGAUGCCAGCCUACAACUUCCUGUGGAAGUUUGAAACCGAUCUACCAUUUGAUCUUCCACCGAAUGUAAUGAUCAAGAAGUUUUUGCCACAGAACGACAUUCUUGCCCAUCCGCACAUCAAGGGCUUCAUGACGCACGGUGGACUGCUCAGUACACACGAGGCAACGUGGCACGGCGUGCCGAUGAUUGGACUGCCUGUGAUCGCUGAUCAGUAUCGGAAUCUCGCGAAAUCUAUCCGUGCGGGUGUGGCGGAAAAGAUAAGCCUGUGGGAUUUGACUACGGAAAAAAUUCGCAACACAGUCCUGAAGGUGCUGGAAACACCACGGUACAGAGAGGCCAUGAGCGUACGAUCGGGACUGUUCCGAGAUCAGCCGGAAACUCCACUGGAGCGUGGUGUCUGGUGGGUGGAGUGGGCAUUGCGACAUCCGAACGCGAAAACCAUCCAAUCGCCCACACUGGAACUAGGCCCGUGGAAGAGUGAACUGUACGAUGUGAAGCUUUGCCUAGUGCUAGCCGUACUGUUUGUAUUCUACCUUCUGCACAAAGUGAGCAAAGCUCUACUUUCUAAGUCGCCUCAGUCAGGCAAAACGAAGAAGAAAGUUCAAUACUUGUGGGUGCUAGCUGAUGCUGCUAACAUUCUUUGCCUAACGCCAGUCCCCAGCCCUAGCCAUCACAUAUGGAAUCGCGUCUGGAUCGAGGCACUAGCCGCAAGAGGGCACAAUUUAACGGUGGUAUCAGCGGAUGUCGAAAGCAAACCAACACCAAACAUCACCUACAUUCACCUAGAACAUGCCUACUCGGAACUGCACAACGAUCUCGAUCUGUUUCAAAUGGCAAGCCAUGAUCCGCUGACAGGAAUCAAAGAUCUGUACACCUGGGGAACGUCUAUGUGCAAAGGAGUGCUACGUUCGAAGGGUCUCGAUGUGAUCGAAUCCUAUCCGGACGCGUUCCGGUUCGAUCUCGUCAUUGCGGACAUCACCUGUGGACCGUGUCUGUUCCCGCUGAUACACAAGUUCCGCUAUCCGCCGCUGAUCGGUGUGACGGCGUACAACAAUCCACAGUUUACGACGGAUUUCGUUGGUGGACACAAACACUACGCGUACGUACCAUUCUUUACCCUGAACUACGAUUCGGACAUGAGCUUCCUGCAGCGGUUCUACAACUGGGUGCUGCACAAUGUCGAUCAUAUCUAUCGCCAUCACAUCUUUCUGCCAAGAAUUGAGCACCUGGUGCGGAAUCAUUUCCGCUACCGAGGCAUGCCUUCGUUGGGGCAAAUAGAGCGCAAAACCUUUCUGCUGCUAGCAAACUUUCACUACUCGGUAGAUUUUGCGGAAUCUCUUCCACCGAACCAUAUCCCGGUCGGUGGACUACAGGUACUCCCACCGAAAAAGCUACCCAUCGAACUAGCCACAUUUCUAGACGCUGGUCAGAAAGGAUCAGUGCUGUUCUCGCUCGGUACAAAUGUUAGAAGUGCAGAUCUAGGGGAAGAUCGCAUCAGAUCGUUUCUCGAGGUGUUUCGCCAUCUGCGGGAAUAUAAUUUUCUGUGGAAAUUUGAAGAGAUCCCAAAGUUUGAGGUACCCUCAAACGUUCUGAUAAGAAAGUUUGUACCACAAAACGAUAUACUAGCACACCCGAACGUGAAGGCGUUCAUAACGCACGGUGGUAUGCUUAGUACGCAUGAGGCAACAUGGCACGGUGUGCCCAUGGUUGGGAUUCCUUUCAUUUGUGAUCAGUAUCGGGUAAACAUUGGCCGCACUAACCUACACAAAUCGGUAACUGCUGGCGUUGCACUUCGACUACAGCAUGAUUCGUUGUCGACGGCCAACAUUGAAGCUGCCCUCCGGGAGAUACUCACCAACACCAGCUAUCGAGCGAGCAUGAGCCACCGUUCGGCAUUGCUUCGCGAUCAACCAGAGCAUCCACUCGAUCGUGCCGUGUGGUGGAUCGAGUGGACCCUACGUCAUCCGAACGUGAGGGCUAUUCAAUCGCCGACGAAGCGAAUGUCAUUCUGGGUGUACGAGCUGUACGAUGUAAAGCUGGCGCUGAUACUACUGCUCGGUCUGGCUGUAUAUUACACUAAGCGACUAUUUGCACGCUUUAACAAACGCUCGUAUCUCAUGUGCAAAUUGUGCCUCUCCUGGCUCCUGGACGCUAGCAGUCGGACAGUCAGUAUGAUAACCGCGAUGCGUCCGAACGUACCGUGCGUUGUCACACUAUUAUCUCUAGCUGCGCUGUCAGCUGAUUGGUAUGGCGCCGUGCAGGGAGCCAACAUACUCUGCAUCAUGACCGUCCCAAGUCCUAGUCAUCACAUAUGGAACCGUGUCAUCAUGGAGGAGCUAGUAGAUCGGGGCCACAACUUAACGGUGGUGUCUCAGGAUGGCGAUGCAUCACGCACCAACCUUACCUACAUUCUGCUCGAGAAAGUGUACUCCACACUGUACGAAGAUGAAGGACUUGAUCUGCUAGAAGUAUCAAAAGAAACACCGUUCCAGUCGUUGUUUACCUUCAAAGAGUUCUAUCUGGGCAUGUGCCGAGGGGCACUGAAAUCGGACGGCUUGAACGUGAUCCUUAACUAUCCGGACAGCUUUCGGUUCGAUGUGGUGCUGUACGACUUCGGUUGCGGUCCAUGUCUGUUGCCAUUGUUGCACAAAUUUAACUACCCACCGUUGAUCAGUCUAACGGCGUUCAGCAAUCCACCGUACUCGGUGGACAUUGUUGGAGGGCACAAACAUUACGCUUACACGCCUCACUUUGCGCUACCGUACAGCUUCGAUAUGUCCUUUACUGAGCGGAUGUACAAUACGUAUCUCUGCCUGUGGGAUGCUGGCCUACGAAUGUUUGACAUCAUGCCAAAGCUGGACACGAUGGUUAGGGACCGCUUUGCGUUCGAAAGCAUGCCCUUCAUACGGGACAUUGAGCGACGCACGGUGCUAAUGCUCGUAAACACCAAUCCAACGUUUGAUGCACUCGAACCACUGCCCCCGAACGUUAUACCGAUCGGUGGAGCACACAUCAAGGAACCGAAACCGCUGCCAGCAGAUCUGGAAGCGUUUGUGGCGAAAGCUAAAAAGGGGGCCGUGCUGUUUUCGCUCGGUUCAAACAUACGAUCGGACAUGAUCGGUGAGGAACGGCAGCGAAUGUUCAUCGAAGCAUUCCGUCAAAUGCCGGACUAUCAGUUCCUGUGGAAGUUUGAAUCAGUCCUAAACAUUCCUCUGCCACCGAAUGUGAUCAUCCGACCGUGGUUGCCGCAGAACAGUAUUUUAAGUCAUCCCAGCACGAAAGGAUUCAUUACCCAUUCGGGAGGUCUAAGCACACAGGAAGCGUCCUGGUUUGGUGUACCGUUGAUAGGGAUGCCGUUCUUUGUCGAUCAACAUCGGAAUCUCAAACGAUCGUUGAUAGGUGGUGUGGCCGAAAAGCUAGACUUUAGCUCCCUGUCCAUCGACACGAUACGCUCGACCGUUUUAAAGGUGCUGGAAACACCAAGCUAUCGUGAAAAUAUGCAACUUCGUGCCAUGUAUUUUCGCGAUCAGCCCGACAAACCACUCGAUCGUGCUGUGUGGUGGAUCGAAUACAUUGUGCGGCAUCCGACCGUUCAGCAUCUUCGUUCACCAACGCUUAAACUUGGUACCUUCAAAGCGAAUCUAUUGGAUGUUUACUCGUUCUUUGUGGGUGUUGUUGUACUUGUUGUGUCGUUGAUCGUGUACAUAGUAAGACGUACAUUAUGCCGUCGUCAGCGGCAAGUGAAAAAGAAGCGACAGUGA
Anopheles maculipalpis is the source of this 4714-nucleotide messenger RNA. RefSeq lists its product as uncharacterized. Gene Ontology annotation, molecular function: UDP-glycosyltransferase activity. The coding region runs from base 71 to 4714 and encodes 1547 amino acids. The transcript has 10 exons. The record is from RefSeq and is a predicted model, not a curated record. NCBI's taxonomy places the organism in Eukaryota, Metazoa, Arthropoda, Insecta, Diptera, Culicidae.